Molecule: messenger RNA, 1438 nt
Organism: Aspergillus novofumigatus IBT 16806
Lineage: Eukaryota; Fungi; Ascomycota; Eurotiomycetes; Eurotiales; Aspergillaceae
Exons: 1
Coding region: 199-1263 (354 amino acids)
Source: RefSeq, a predicted model, not a curated record
CUUCAAACUACAGAUCUUUUAUCAAGAGACGAUAUUGAUGUUCAUGCCAUGUAAUUAAAAUGUGGAUGGUGGUGUCUUAUAGUCGUGUAUUGCUCAAUCCAUGCGUCGCUGUCUUUCGUGCAUCUCAGGAACAUCAACACAUACUACCCGAAACGGAAACUAGAUUCGACUGAUGCGCACUUCAAGUUACACACAAUCAUGGUGCUUUUGACCUCCUCAACAGUCUCAGUUAUCAUCUCCACCGGCGUGAUCUGCCUAUUUACUCUUCUCCUUUUUCUGUCCGGCUACGUCCUUCAGCAGCAGUCCGUCAGAAGCAUCCAGAGUGCUCUUCGACCUCCCGGGGUUCCAGACCCGAUCACCGGCCAUGGAUCAGCAGCGUCGUCGUUUCAAAAAAGGGAGCAAAGUCUUCUGUCUGAUCUGAUUCCUGAGAAGCAGCGAAACCAUGUCGCUCAUCUUGUGCAGCCUGGAGCAAAAGGCAACUACGCAUAUCUGCAACUCCUGUCCUCCCCCAAUCCAUCCGAUAUCUGCUCCGCAAUCCUCUUCUUCAAACAACUCGCCACAAACGGCACAGCAAUUAAUGACCGAUUGUUCAUGUACCCCCGAGAAUGGGAUCUGCUGUCAUCAGACGAGGUCCCGCACUCCGUCACAACAGCUCUUUCUCUGCUACGAGCGGCAAGCAUCAAGUACAACAUCUGGCUUCUCCCUAUCGACAUGACGGCAGCCACAUCCGCAGGCUACGAACCGACAGAUACAAAGCUUCUUCGCCUAGGCCAGAUCCAGUUUAUGCAGUACGACAGUGUACUGUAUGUUCGAACACCGGGUCUGUUGCUCGAUACUGGCAAGCUAGACGAGAUGCUCCUCUCCCGGCCAUUGCCCCUGAAAUAUGACAAGAAUCGUCUCGAGUCCUUCAAUAAUGAAGCGUGGAUUCCCAUGCCUCUUAGGGCGGACCGUGAUGCCGUUCUUCCGCCAGUGUACCUGAUCACGGUCAACAACGUGAAGAACGGACAGAUUGAGGCGCGAGGCCAUAUCCCUAACGUGGCUCUCCCGGGAUUUGGAGGUCUGGUUACCAGUCCCAGGGGUGUUCACUCACCUGAGGACAAGGGUAAUGAACCUGAUAAUGAGCCAGGGUAUGUCUUCUUUGAGCAGGAUAAGGAAGGCCAUGUUCAGUGGGCGCAGAAUCCGUUGUUCGGUGCCUGGAGAGCACAGCAACACGAGGUUUGCGAAGGCGUCGACUUUGAUGAAAUCACUCAUGAUCAUGAUUAGCGACAUUUUUUCUUAUGAUAGUUCUCGUGACCACCUUGCGUGCUCUUGGUUUGGUUCUUGGAAGGUGUUUGGGUAUAUUUACAGUUUGUGGCGCCGUUAUUUUGGGAAAGUAGGAGCGUCCUACCCUACUUACAUAUAUAUUUAUACACGAAUGCAAAUACGAAAUAUCUCAUCA